AAAUAAGAAAGUAAUUUAACCAUUAUUUUUUUACGGGUAUUUAACCAUUAUUUAAUAGCCGUUUUAUUUGUGAUGAAGUUAAAUCAACAAGCAAAGUAAAAUCUGGAGAUUUAUAGGAUUUACCAACAUGAUCAUUCAUUGUUGAAAAUCGCAAGGAAGAAAAGAUGGAAGAUAAAGAGAAAGGGGAACGAUGGAGCGGAGCGAUGACGAAUCUAUCAGAGAUGAGUUCAAAUCUAGAAUCACUCCACAAGAUUCUCCUCACCAAAGCCGUCUUCGUCGACGACGACACCUUCUCCAAAGCCUCUCUCGCCGCCGAUCAAGCCCGCACCAUCAAGCUCCUCGAUCAACGAGUCCACACCUUGGAGCGAGACCUCGACGCCGCCAUCACCGCCGCCGCACGCGCCCGCUCUGAGAAGCGACACGCCGAGAACGCUCAGAGAGCCGCUGAAUCGCGCGCUCUUGAGGUCACCAAGGAGCUCGAAAACACCACGAAGGUGUUUCAGCUGCAUAUGGAAGAACUUCGUGCGAAGCAAGAAGAAAUCGCCAAGCGUGAUAGUGAUAUUAAGCUUCUGGAAGCGAUUAUUCAAACUCUUGGAGGAAAAGAAUCGAUUUCUACAUCUCUGUAAAAGCCAGCCAGCCAUUGUUUCAAGUAUGGUCAUUGCCCUUGCUUUUUCAUUAUUGUGUAAUUGUGUGUUUGGAAACCUGAUAAGUGAUUCUGAGAGAAGUUACUUUUGUGAUUAUAGAAGGUUUGACUGUGAAUCCAAACAUACUGUAAAUGGAAUCAUUCUAGUGAGUGAAGAUGGAUAUGUGGAAACUAAUCAAUGUUGUUGUUCCUAUAUGAAUAUUCUUUCACCUGA
Molecule: messenger RNA, 857 nt
Organism: Lotus japonicus
Lineage: Eukaryota; Viridiplantae; Streptophyta; Magnoliopsida; Fabales; Fabaceae
Exons: 2
Coding region: 165-626 (153 amino acids)
Source: RefSeq, a predicted model, not a curated record